Anopheles darlingi is the source of this 5431-nucleotide messenger RNA. Its product is annotated as mucin-5AC-like. The record is from RefSeq and is a predicted model, not a curated record. Bases 280 to 3492 code for a protein of 1070 amino acids. The transcript has 3 exons. Lineage: Eukaryota; Metazoa; Arthropoda; Insecta; Diptera; Culicidae.
GUUAUGCGUUGACAACUGUCAACAGCCAACGAUACGCGGGUCAACCAUAACGCUGCUCAAAUGAGCGAAGAACUAAAAGGGUCGUCCUUGGUAAAGAUUAUCGGGGCUGCUAAACGAAGAAACAUUAUAGGCGUCGCCAUUCGUCUAUCCAUGGCCCCGAGACGACCGAACCACCCCAGAAGAGUAGUAAGAUCGAAAAGCACCAUGUCAGCUUUGAUUGCGCGUACACGCUGACCCACCAUUAGACGACGAAAAAGAAUCGAAAUUAACAACACGACGAUGGCGACACCGGUCGAAGUACUUCUCACGGAUGUAGCUCGACUAGUACUCGCAUACUUGUAUGACGAGAAGAUGGAUGAACUAGCGAAUCAGUUUUGUCUACAGAAUCCACUGUUAGAACAGGAGCGGACAGAGCUGGAAGCGUCCGGCAGAGCCGUUAACUACUGUGUCACCACGCUUCCGGUGCUAGUGCAGAGCUUGUGUGAGGAUCACCAUCGGCUGCAAAUGCUGCUGGAAAAGUACGACCAGGGAUACCGAUUCGUACAAGAUCCAUCCAUCACGCUGAUCGAGAAAAUCGAGCUGCUACUGGUGGAGCGAAUUGAUAAUAUGUUCACGAUGAGCAGCAGGAUGGGAUCGCCGUCGAGCAGUGCAGUCGAAUAUGGUGAACGCUACGCCGCCGAAGAAGCAGCGCACGAGUCGCGAUCAAUCAAUCCGGCCGCCCCUGACCAGCUACAACAAGGAAUCAGCGUCUCGCUGGAUGGAAAUGAGAUUAGCUGGCUGCUACCGAAUCCCAGCGAGCCAGAGGCACGCUUUUCCACCAACGCCACUACAAACUUACCAAUCACCGGUGAGUUGAAAACGAUUUCAAUGAUGGAGUUGGUACAAGUAGAUGGCUCGAUCGAAGAAGAUGCUCUAGUGGAGCCAGAACAACGAUACUGCUACGAGGAGCCCGAGAUCUGGUUAACCCCCGAUGGAAACGAUUUUGAACCGGUCCUAACAGUAGAAGUCAGUGCCGAAUUACCGGCAACGGCAACGGCGAUGACCAUACGCGGCGAUGAGCCAGAACUGAUUGAGUACUCGUGUGCAGCCGAUUUGGCUUCAGUGAGUGCCAGAAAAACACCGAUACCACCCGACGAAGAGUUUACCAUUGAGACACAACAGAUUGAUGAGCGGCAAACCGCACAGGAGGUCGACCAUCGGAGCGCCGAAGUAAUCGAGAAUGGAGAAACGAAUGAGCAGGAGCAGCAGCAGGAGGAGAUACAGGGCUGCCAAAAUAGCGCCAGUACUGCGAAAUGCACGCCGCAGGACAAGCGUGUCGUUAUCGAUCUGGGGCUGGCAAACAUCAUACCGGUGGUGGCUGCAAACACAUCGCCUACCCGAGUCACAUCGCAUCGGCCGACGGUGGCAACGGUGCAGUCAGCGACAAGCGACCGGCCAGCAAUGGCCGUACGACCGAUAAUGAUUGUUCAGCCAUCUUCGCUACCUUUAACAAACUUAUCAAUGCAGCAGAUGGUAUCUCCGACAACAAAAGCGCUGGUCGAGAAACGCACCCACGUCCGCCGAUUGGUAUUCGACAUACCUCCGAUGAUGUCCCUCAAACGAAGGGCGCUAGACUCUACUGUGGUUGCAAAGUAUGAGGAGCUCGGCAUCCCCACUGACACUUUCCCUGGUGGCGGUGCUACUCCCGCGGUUCCCCCCGCAAAUACUAGAGACACCACCACAAUGAUAGCUCCCAACGCUGACACGGCGAAAUCGAAGACCGCCCAACGGACGGCUGAACAGAUAGCUCAGGAUGCGGCCGAAUGGAAGCGAAUCCGUUCCGUCAAUACCAGCAACUUCGACAUGCAUCUGCGGAUGAUCUUCGCCGAAGAGGAGAAGCGACGACGAGAGGCAGAAAGCAAGCGUCUAGUCGCACUUCGCUUAGAACGCAAACGUGUUGCCCGAGCAAAGCAGCGAGCGCUUGCUGCUGCCGGUACGACCAACCGCCGGAAAACGGCACGGACUGAUAUAAAAGGUACGGUGGAUGAGAAUACGAAACGGCAGCGAUCCCCGAUAGCGAACACACCAAUUUCACCGGCGACACCCAAUACGACGCAAAAGCAAGCUGCUAUGAUAGAGGCGGCGCUAGCGAGCCCUAUCAUUGUUGCGUGCACCAAACUAUCACCGACCGGGUGUCAAAUGCCACGUCAAACCUUCCAUAAGUGUCUCACGAUCGAAAAAAGUGUCAAAAACAAUGAUGAUGCUAGCUCCUCUAGCUGCCUAGUAACAGUACCUCCACCCUGUACAGUGCCGCAGACGCCGAAACCAUCGAAGCCGGUGGUCUCGACGAUGACCUCGGUGAUGCAGCUCAGCAACGAGGACUCCGAUUCGCCUUACAAGAUUGACCCAGUGACGGACAUUCCACAGACACCGCGCUUCCGCAUACCGGAACAACCGUCCUGCUCUCCUCCGGGGGAACAAUUCGCUGCAGGAGAGCAGCACUUACGAAACCUAAUAGGGGAGCUGGAUAGCCCAUCGCCGAUGACUAUCUUGCUAAACCCAUGCCGUCCAAUUACGCCCGGUUCGGGCGAUAACAGCAACUCGGUCACCGACAAAGCCUUCAAUAGUGCUCACAGUGCAACAGUGCCCUCCGAAUCUGAGCCGACCAAUAAUACCCAUCAUUAUCCAACCAAUCAGAUGAACCUUCCUCAUGAUGCCAACAACAAAGAGACCACCAUCAGCAGCCCACCGCCCUUACCAGUGCGUUGUCGCAAGUUGUUGACAUUACCAACGGUGGCCGAACCGGCCCUCCCACCAAUGUCGCCAAUGCAGAGUGAGCGUGAAUACAAUAGGCUCAUCAAGUCGGCUUUACGGCGAAAGCGUAAGGCGGAGGAGGCGAUGAGAAAGGCGACAAAGGCUACCGGUGAUGGACGCAUCGAUCACGGUACGUCGAUGGGGUUCGGUUCGCCUAAGAUGUACCACGUGCUGUUGGUUGGUCGAGCGGCAGCAUCCGGUGGGCCAGUCGGGGCGCGACAGUGUCCAAAAAGGUAUCGGCGGUACAGGUUAGGGAAUGAUGAUCCUGUCAUGGAGGUGUUCAACGGGGAAGCCAGGUUCACAAUUGCCUGUUCGGAGCUGACCGUCCACUACGAGCAGCGGCCAGCACACGAGGAUACAAUAACGUCGGUUUCUGGCGCAAGUUGCACACACGAUUCGGCAGAAAGUGACAGCGACAGCAGUACUAGUAGUAGCAGCAGUAACAGUAGCAAUAGCAGCAAAAAUACCAACGGCAGCAGCAGCAGCAGUAGUAGUAGUAGUAGUAGUAGUAGUAGUAGUAGCAGCAGCAGCAGCAGCAGCAGCAGCAGCAGCAACAGCAACAGCACCUUCAACAACAACAGUGGCAGUAGCAACAGUAGCAGCAAUGCUAAUAGCCGUACAGUUGUUGUCAAUCAAGCUGAAGAGGCUGCUAGCCUUGAGACCAAGAGGUUGCUGCAAAGAGUAAGAGAAGAACGGUGAUUCUACUGGUAUGCUUUACGAUUAUACCGACUAAGUAUAGACUAAUUAUUUCCACCGUUUUCUCUGUUUGGUGCUAAGGUCCAAAAGAAUCGUCGAUCGAUCGAUCGAUACGGUGGGAAGCCUUUCUUCCCAACAGCUUCCAAAAUAAUUUUACUCUGUUUGCAUAUUAAGUUUACAUGUAUACAUCAACAAGAUGGAUGUUUUUUGUGUCAAAUGCCACAGAAACCGUUUUAGGUCGAUCUACGAUGCGCACAAUAAGAUCUUAUUAGUGUAUUCUCUAUGUAGUAGGCGAGUGACCUACAUUUUUUUAUUUCUUAUGUUUAUUUUAUAUUCUAUAAUUCACAAUAUCACGUGAAAGUAAAAAUUGAAUGUAGAUAGACAUAAUAUUAAUAAGGAAUAUUAACAAUGAUUUAAGGAAUCGAGAGAGAGAUCAAACGAGCAAAUCAAGGGAUCGCAAAGAAUAAGUCUUAAUUUAAGCAUUGUAGUAACUGCCAAAUGUCGCCAAUUACAGGUAGGUUUUGCCGUAUGUUCAUCGAGAUUAGUUGAGUCUCUCCAAAGCAGUCUCAUAAAUGUUCGGUGUCAUCGAUACUCAUAGGCUCCGAUCAUAUUGAUUGAGAGAUAGAAAUGAAGAUCUAGAUGCGCUUAUAGUUACCGAGUCUCUACACCAAGGUACUUUAAAUAGACAGGUAGCUUUAUGCAGAACGAAUCCCCGAUCGGAUUUUAGAAAAAACUUCAGAGUUCAGAGUUUGUCAUUGGUGGAACUGUGGGAUGUUUACAUCGGGAACGCUCUUUUCGGAGCUGUUUUCGCUUUUCCCUGAUAAAACCACCAAACUUGCCCAUAUCUUCUUUUUCUUCUUCUUGAAACUCACGUGGUUUUGUUGAUAAAAAGCGCCCUGCUACCAAUGUCAUACAAAUUCAAAAUGUUUUUUUUUUUUUUACAAGUGUAGGGCGGGAAACCUUCAUAGGCACCUAGGGGAGUACGAGAGUUCCCUUCGGUAGUGUGGGGUUUUUACCCACUAAAACCCCCCUUCCAAUGCCUUUAGCCCCCUUCGGUAGUACCUUGCGGCAUCCUUCAAAGGGGAGGCUGAGCGGUAAACGCCCCAUUCAACAUCUACUGAUGUUCUCGCAAAUAGGUGUGUAGUGAUAAGGGUGUAGAAAGAAAAGGGAAGAGACAGAGAUAGAGAGAGAGAGAGAGAGAGAGAGAGAGAGAGAGCGAUAGAACGAUAUUUGAAACGAUAGCGGUAAUCGAAACAGUAACAAUAGCGAUAAUGGAGAGACAGAGGGAGAGAUAAUGAUAAUCGUAGCAGGAACGAUAGCGAUGAUCGAGAGAGAGAGUGGCUGAUAGCCGAUCUUUGAGAGAGGAUUUCGCAUACGCGAACCGGAGAAGCGGCGUCUCUGAUAAACGGGCAGUCUUGUAAUAGAAGUUAUACGUGGAUGUAAUACGUAGAUGUAAUGCGUGUAAUGCGUGAAAGAAUGGAAAAUACAGCGAGUUACGACAGGUGUCUCACUGAGAUUGCCCCUGGCUUUCUAUCCUGGGCAACCGGUCUUCUUUUUGCCACUCGGCAAAUAGUUUCCUCAUCGCAUGGCUGAUGAACCUAUUCACAGCAUCGAAGGCAGCAGGGUUCUGACACAUUCGUGUGACAAUGUCAUCUACCGAAAAGUCAUCUCCAAUGCUCCUCUUCAGCUCCUCUCUGGUGUCUGCGAACCUUGGGCAGACAACCAGAAUGUGCUCUGGAGACUCCACAGUUCCUUGGCAGGCUGGGCAGUACGGUGUCUUGGUUCUGUUUAUCCGGUGUAGAUAAUCCCUAAAAUAACCGUUUCCUGAGAGGAAUUGGGUUAAAUAGAAAUUAUCCUCCCCAUGUUUUCUGGUCACCCAUGGACCCAUUUCUGGGAUUAGGCGAUGCGUGCAUCGUCCGCUUUUGCCUGCAUUCCAUUGGUG